GAUGUGGUGAGCGUGGAGCGUGUCGCUGGCCGCAAGGCCCGGGUGGAGAGCGGCUACUUCUCCUUGGAGCGGGCCAAGUCGGACUCCGUCCACGGCCUGUGCCCGGCAGCGGGCGUGCGGGCGGGGGAGAGCCGGGGGGGGCCCAGCUCCUCGCCAGCAACGGCGCCCGGGCUCCUCAACCUGGGCCGCCUCACCUCCUCGCAGAGCUCCUUCGAGUCGGAGACCAGCUGGGGGACGGCGGCCAGUGCGGGCAGCUCGGACCACCGAGCCUCCCGCCGGGACUACAGCGCGCUGGCCGACAUCCCCAAGACCAAGAGGAUCAGCGGCCGCGACAAGCUGGAGCAGGACUGCAAACAGCUGGUGCCACGGGCACGCAACCGCAGCCCCGGUCGAGAGGAGGUCGAACGCUUGUUUGGGCAAGAACGCAGGCCGGUCAACGAGACGUACCGCGAGUUUGCCCCCGGCACCGCGGGUGGGACGGGAAGAGAAGCGACCACCUCUCAUCGGCUAGACGAAGAAUCGAGAACGAGUAAGGUCUACCCCAGGAAAUACCAGCAGAAGGAGACGGAACGAGAAAUCCCUCAACAGUCUUUCUCCAGCCUCUUGAAGAGCAAAAUGCGAGAUCCUCCCGCCAGUGCUAAGUACGACAGGCCUGACCGAGGCCUCACGAAACAGGUCUCCUCAUUUUCGAUGACCAGCAAAGACAAACAUCGAUUGCUAACUCAGCAACACGAUAAGGUGGAUACAAAGACCUACUCGCACAAAGAUGAAGUGAAAAUCUGCACUAAAUGUUCUCGUGUUGCUUCAGACACUAACAAGGCAGAUAGAAAGUUUUCUAAAGAAGACUCGAGUUCUUAUUCUGGGUAUCUGCAGUCUGCCGCCAAGAUGGACAACCGAUUCUCCACGCCGGAGCAGAGCGCCCACUCGGGAUACCAGCGAUCUACUGCCAAACGAGACCAGGUGGAAACUAGCUUCCCCGAGAGGACUCCACACCCAGCAUAUGUACGGGCUUUCUCCAGGAGUGAUCGGGUUGAUGCAGGUAUUUCCUCAUUAGAAGAACAGAAAUCAUACACGGGAUACCUAACCAGAAGUGAUCGGGUGCCUCUCAAGCUCAACUCAAUAGAAGAGUCAAGCUCUUGCGUUGGAUAUCACAAGACUUCCCUGGCUGAGAGAGGAUUCUCAACCAGGGGCAACUCCGCCACGCCAAACAAAGAUGUCUACGCCCAGACAGCCGACAAGCACGAGAAGACCGAGCGAGGAUUCCCGAAUCGGCCCACUUCCAACUCGCUGCACAAAGAUCUCCGGCAACAGGUGGCCAACAAGGACAGUAAGACUGACAGAGGAGUCUCGCUGAGGAGCAACGUGGACUUGCCCGGCAAAGAUGUCUACCCACAGACCACCACCAGGCUUGAGAAGACUGACAGAGGAUUCUCGAACAGACCCACUUUGAACUCUCCGAACAAGGAACUCUAUUCACCGACACCCGACAAGCCCAGCAAGCCAGAUCUCCUGAAUUUCAAGAAGGGUUGGAUGUCCAUUCUGGGUGACUCUGGCGAGUGGAAGAAACACUGGUUUGUUCUGACGGACUCCAGCCUGCGGUAUUACCGAGACUCCACAGCAGAGGAGGCCAAUGACUUGGACGGAGAGAUUGACUUACGGAACUGCAGCAACGUCACUGAGCACCAGGUCCAGCGGAAUUAUGGCUUCCAGAUUCACACAAAAGAGAUGGAUUACACCCUGUCAGCCAUGACCUCUGGCAUUCGCAGGAACUGGAUCGAGGCUCUCAGGAAGAAUGUCCGUCCCAGCUCUUCGCCAGACGUGACAAAUUUAACAGAUAGCAAUAAAGAGAACACCUUCUGCGACGCCAUUGCCAGAAGGACUGCGGUGAGGCAGGAGGCGACGGUUCCAGAGAGGACGUGGGCGGACGUGCAGAGGGGGAGCCGCAGGACAGACGGCCACCUGCAUCAGCCGCCGUCGCAGGACUGCGUGGAGCUGGCGCCCGUGCAGCAGCAGCUGCUGCAGUCGUUGCGCGCGCCGGAUUCGGCGCCCGCCCGCGUCCAGGAGUCGGCGCGGACUCGCAGCCCGGACUCCCCGCUGCAGCUGCGCGCGCAGGGCUGCACCAAGAAGGAGGAGCUGCAGCAGGAGCAGGUGCAGCGGCUGUCCGAGCGCAGCAAGUGGUUCGAGGCAGGGGUGCCGAGCGAGAGCCCGAGGGGGGAGGCGGACUGGAGCUUUGUGCCCGUCCAAAUCCCCCAGCCCCUCGGCAAGGACAUCGAGGUGAAGUGGCAGGAACUGGAGUGCAUCCCGCUGCGCGACCACAAGCAGGUCCCCCUCCUGUGCUUACGGCCGUCCCAAACCAACGCAGGCACUGCCGGGACCACGGAGCGGCUGAAGAAGGAGAUCCAAUCCCUGAACGCACAGCUGGACGAGGCCAGGAAAGAGCUGGAAUCUUUCCGGGGGCAAACCGGGCGGCUGCAGGGACAGCUGUGCGCAUCCGAGGACCAAAGGAAGGCGGCUCCCAAAGGCUACGUCUCUCAGGCUACCUGCGAGCGCAGCUUCAAGGAGAUGGAGGAAUCGCACCGCAAGGCGAUGGAGGAGCAGCUGCGGCAACACAAGCGGGAGCUGGAGAGGAUGCAGCAGGACAAAGACCGGCUGCUGUCUGAGGAGACCAGCGCUACCAUUGCAGCCAUUGAAGCAGUGAAGAAGGCACAUCGAGAAGAACUGGAGAAGGAGACGGAUAAACUGCGCUCGAAGCGAAGCAUUGUGGCCAACAGCGACCUGGAGAGGCUGAACAAGCAGCACCAGGACGAGCUGCUGUCGCUGCAGCAGGAGCUGCAGGUCCUGUCGGAGCAGUACUCCCGCAAGUGCCUGGAGAUCGAUUGCCAGGUGAAGGAGACGCAGCUGAGGGAGAAGGACCUGUGCCGGAGCCAGCGGGAGAACAAGGAGCUGCUGCGGCAGAACCAGGAGCUGAACGGCCAGUUGUCGGACGAAAUAGCACGAAUACGCGAGCUGGUGACAAGGAAGAGCCAGGAUCACACGGCCAACCUAUCUGUCACAGGUGACAGAGGCAGCUGUGAACUGGAGAUGUUGCUACGGGUGAAGGAGAAUGAAGUGCAGAAUAUGCGGAAGGAGACCGUGUGCCUACGCGACGAGCUUCAGACCAUGCAGUGGGAUAAGAAGUACGCCACAGACAGGUACAACGACAUCUUCGUAGAACUAAGCGUCAUGAAGGUCAAAACGGAACGGGAGCUGAGCCAGGUGAAGGAACAGCUAAAGCUGGCGUUGUCGGCGCUGAAAGAGAAAGAGUCUUUGCAGAACAGCAUCGCUAAAUGAUGACCCUGGCCUGUCCUGGCCACAGAGGAACAGACGCGACCAGCGAGCCUACAGUCGCGGCCGCAGCGCGGAGUUCCACUCCGACGAGGACCCGCCGGGACCGCCCGCUCCGUGCCUUCUUCCUUUUCCUUAUUUUUUUAAUCACGUCUCCCAAUGUGGAUCACACUGCUGUGAAAUUAAAACUGAAUAUAUAUAUAUGUAUACACACACAGGUUGUCAGUCGCCGCCCUCCUGCCUUCCGCCCGUCGCCACGGCAACCGCAGGCCGGCUGGUGAGGCGCCGCACCUGCGACGGGUGUUGACGGCGGCUGAACCGGCACCGGCUCCGUGCCAGCCCGUCGGGAGGCACCGGCCCGUUCUCCGGCAGGUUCGAGAUCAACGCUGGCCAACACAGGCCCGGGUUUAAAUGGAUCAUCUUCCCCCUCGCUCCAGCCUCCCCCUCGGGACACCCCCAUGUCCGGCCAGCAUGGACAGAGUGAGUGCAUCGGUUGCUCAGCACUUUAGCUCCCCGCUCCCAUUCCCACACUGACCUUUCUGUCCUGGGCCUCCUCCACUGCCAGAGUGAGUGAGGCCCAGCGCAAAUUGGAGGAACAGCACCUCGUAUUUCGCUUGGGCAGCUUACACCCCAGCGGUAUGAACAUUGACUCACUAACUUCAAGUAACGCUUGGUUUCCCUCUCCAUCCUCCAUCCCCCUCCCCCUUCCCAGUUCUCCCACCUGUCUCCGACUACAUUUUAUCUCUCUUUGCUUUGUUGUCACCUUCUCACAGCUAACAAUGCUCUAUUCUACAUGUUCCUUGAUCUCCAUUCUCUUUGUCCUGUUUUCACACCUUACACUUCCUUAUCUAUGUACCACCCACUCGCCUGACAUCAGUCUGAAGAAGUGUCUCGACCCGACACGUCACCCAUGCCUUCUUUCCAGCGAUGCUGCCUGUCCCGUUGAGUUACUCCAGCUUUUUGUGUCUAUCUUGAACUUUGCUCUGCAUUCUUCCUCUCUGCAUCACUGAUGCCGGAUGUCAGGGAUCGGGAUGUCAGCUCCAGC
Molecule: messenger RNA, 4369 nt
Organism: Leucoraja erinaceus (little skate)
Lineage: Eukaryota; Metazoa; Chordata; Chondrichthyes; Rajiformes; Rajidae
Gene: triobpb
Product: TRIO and F-actin binding protein b
Exons: 27
Coding region: 616-3330 (904 amino acids)
Biological process (GO): actin filament organization; positive regulation of substrate adhesion-dependent cell spreading
Cellular component (GO): actin cytoskeleton
Molecular function (GO): actin filament binding
Source: RefSeq, a predicted model, not a curated record